Molecule: messenger RNA, 1548 nt
Organism: Meyerozyma guilliermondii ATCC 6260
Lineage: Eukaryota; Fungi; Ascomycota; Pichiomycetes; Serinales; Debaryomycetaceae
Exons: 1
Coding region: 1-1548 (515 amino acids)
Biological process (GO): RNA polymerase II preinitiation complex assembly; DNA-templated transcription initiation
Cellular component (GO): SLIK (SAGA-like) complex; SAGA complex; transcription factor TFIID complex
Molecular function (GO): protein heterodimerization activity; DNA binding; TBP-class protein binding
Source: RefSeq, a predicted model, not a curated record
AUGAAUCAGGGCAACCAGGGCAACCAGCCCCAGCAGAUACCCCAACAGGGCCAACAGACACGUUCCCAGGCUCAGAUCCCUACUAUUCAGCUGAAAUACGUCGGUCAAUUUGUCCAGGCUUUACAGAAAGAAGCAGCUCUUGCACAAGCCGCCACCAAUGAGGCAGAUCGAGCCAAGCACUAUGCCAAAGUUGAGUCUUUGAGGCAGAUCUUGAAGAAGUACCAGACAAUGCAACAAAAUGCUCGUCAACAACAGCAAAACCAAAUGAAUCCACAACAAACUCCACAAGGGUCCACCAUGAAUCCAAGACUUAGCACCAGCAACCCUGGUUCCUCGCAGAUUGCUAAUAGACAAGGAUCUUCUCCGGUUCCACAGAGCAUGCCCCAGAAUUUGGCAGCUCAGCGUCAAAAUGCUGGUCCAGCCUCUGCACCGCAACCUGGAACGACGGCCGGUGCACAAGGCUCUACCCCGGCGCUUGCUGUUUCCGCCGAAAACCUCAAGAGAAUCAACACGGUGCUAACCGAGUUGAGCAAGCAGAUCAAUGAUCUUGAGACAAGAAAGGCUAACGGAUUGUCAGCCGAACAAGCUGCGAACACUGACAACCAAUUGAAUCAGUUUCGAUCCAAGUUUGCACAGUAUCAAAAGGUUGCUGUGUACAUGAAGGGUCAAUUGGAGAGAGGUGCUCAAGGCGGCACACCAGCCUCGGCGGGAAGUCCUGCUGUAAAGGUAGGCACGCCUGCAAUGGGUGGUGGAGCGUCAGGACCCGAUCCUCGCUUGAGACCAGGUUCUGCCCAGGGCGCAGGCUCUCCCGCUCUCACCAAAUCUGCUGGCUCGCCUCAAGGGGAUAUCAGGCCCGGAACGCCAUCCGGAGGAAUUGGUUCAAGUGGCCGGUCCGCAUCGCCUCCUGCUUCCGGCAAAACCAAUGGAACACCUUCCAAAACAAGCCCCAACCAAACCCCUGGACCACCCGCUAUCAACUUGUCUGGAAUCACAAAGCCUAGCGUCUCGUCCAUGCCAAUCUCAAAUACCAUCAACGUGAAACCACCAGCCGCUGUCACACUCAAACCUAACCCCAAUAAUAGACCUACCCUCGCAGGAGGUGUAGCCAAUGGUAUAGGUCAACUGUUGGGUACUCCUUCUGUUCUUAGGAUGCCAACUUACGACUUGUCUAGCACUGGCGGUCCUAGUGCCCUUCCUGACAAUGGUGGAAGGGUCUUGACUAAGAGGAAGUUGUCUGAGUUGGUGAACAGCAUUGGAGCAGAUGAAGGAGAUGGGAAAACUACCAUUGAUGGUGAUGUUGAAGAAUUGUUAUUGGAUCUUGCGGAUGAGUUCAUUAGCUCUGUGACUGGAUUUGCUUGCAGGCUCGCUAAACAUCGCAAAGUGGACUCUGUGGAUGUCAAGGAUAUUCAACUCCAUUUGGAGCGCAACUGGAAUAUUCGUAUACCAGGCUACGCCAUGGAUGAGAUUCGCAGCACUCGCAAGUGGCAGCCUACCCAAGCUUAUAACCAAAAGAAGCAGGGGGUGGAAAUAUCCAAAUCGGUAAACUAG